Molecule: messenger RNA, 1077 nt
Organism: Colletes gigas
Lineage: Eukaryota; Metazoa; Arthropoda; Insecta; Hymenoptera; Colletidae
Exons: 2
Molecular function (GO): catalytic activity
Source: RefSeq, a predicted model, not a curated record
AUGGGACGGGUUGUUUCGGUUGGGGAGGACGAAGACGGUGCUGGGGCUGGAGUGACGGUGCUCGCGCCUCACUCAGCGCCUGGCCAGGCUUCGUGGAUGGUGGAGGAGGACGACGAGACUGCGUCAGUCUCGUCCUUCUCCUCCACGAGGAGCCACAUAGGCUCCAAGAGGAAGCGGACGGGGCAGGCCGUCGACGGAGUGGACCGGGCGAUGAACCCGGUCGUGAUGGUGAGUUGCCUCAGGGACGAGGUAACCGAGGAGAUAUCCGAGAGGAUCUCCUCGUCCCUGAAGCGGGUCGAGAAGGCCAAUCUCAACCACUGUCGCGCGGCACAGGACAUGAUGUCCCAAGUCCACGCGGAGUGGGGUGUUGGCCUGGCGGUCGCCGCCGAGCCGUACCGCGUGCCUGAUCACCCACAUUGGGUGGGCGACGCGGACGGUUUGGUGGCGACGGUAUGGGGAGGUGGCGACGGGUCCCCGCCGUUCUCCAUUCUGGAGCGCGGUCGGGGUUUCGUCGCCGUGGACUGGGGGGGAGUCGCCGUAGUGGGGUGCUACAUCUCGCCCCGCAGCGGUCACGCCGCGUUCGAGCUGUACUUGGCCGAGGUCGCGGCAUGCGUGCAGCGCUGCGCGGCCCGGCCGGUGCUGGUCCUGGGGGACUUUAACGCCAAGUCGGUGGCUUGGGGAUCCCCUAGGACCACCGUUCGCGGCGGGAUCCUGGGCGACUGGGCGGCGGGGCUCGACCUUCGGUUACUGAACCGGGGGUCGGAGCACACGUGCGUGCGGCGAUAUGGGGGGUCUAUCGUGGAUGUUGGAUUCGCGACCCCCAACGCCGUGCGCAUGGUGUCGGAUUGGCAGGUGGUCCCGGAGGCAGAGACACUCUCAGAUCACCGGUAUAUCCGGAUGGAGGUCUCUGCCGCCGGGGCUGCAUCCCGGCACCACCGCCCGGAUGGCACCCCACCGCGCCGCUGGGCGCUUCGGCGCCUGGACAAGGACGCCCUGAUGGCAGCUGCCCUCGCUGCAACUUGGCCGCAGGUGGCGGCCGAGUUGCCGAGCAUGGAGGAGGAGGCUGCCCGGCUCGGG